AUGAUGCUGGGAACUCAAAAGACCUCAGGUAGCAAUGUUUAUGAUGCUCCACCUUCAGAGAAAGGUGAUUCUGAAUACUGUGUUUUACUCCUUGUGUGGGAGCCAACCACGGGCGCCCAGCAGCGCGUACGGGUGCCCGUGGUGUACGAUGUCAUCCGCCGGUACGAGGAGGUGACAGUGUACGCCACCGCGGCCGUGUUCUGUGCAGCUGACGGCGGGUGUGACCACCGGGACUGCUUCAGAGGCCCUUUUGGCGUGUUACUCGUCUUGUGCGUCGAGCAUGACGGCGACGGUGACGGGGGGCGUGUCACGUUGACGCGCCUAUACUCGUCGGAAACCGACAGCUGGGAUGAGCUGCGCUGGAUUUUCCAUGGCUUGCCCAUGUGUUUUACAUUUUGUUCCAGCGUGCUCGUUGGGAGGUCUCUGCUCUACUUCAUGUCUGACGAUGGGUGCAUCCUAGAGUACGACUUUGCACGGCACGACCUGACUGUUUUCGACCCACCGAACUAUGAGUCGAUCUACGAUGGCCGAUAUAACAUCAUGCUGGCGGAGGACGGUGGACUGGGAGUUACCCAAGAGAUGAGUCCGCAUCUCAGAUUGUGGACAAGGGAGGUGAUUGAAGGCGCCGAUGCCCGAUGGGUACUGAGCCGGGUCACUUACUUGCAAAAUUUGCUCCCAGAUGGUGCUCUCGUGGAGCCAGCAAGUUCAUUGUAUGUGUUGGGCUUUGCUGAGGGAGCAAACGUCAUUUUCAUGACCACGGUUGCUGGCCUCUUCACAAUUGAACUAGAAUCAGAGCGGGUGAGCAGGGUGUGUGAUGAUCAUGUCUUCUGUAAUUUGAUUCCAAUUGUUAGCUUCUACACUCCUGUGCCCCGAGGUGAGCAAAAGGAUCCAUCGUUUGAACCCAGUGAGGAUGCGGGUGGUCAGGAGGGAGGAGGGGAUGAGGAGGAGGAAACGGUAGGUCAGGCACAUCAGUUGCUUGACAAUGGGUCCAACAUUAUCAAGGAGGGGGGCUUUGUGGGCGCCUUCGAUUACAUCAGCCAUGACCUCGAGAAUAGGUUAGGAUGCUCUUCCCAGAAGCUGUUAGCCCCGCCGAAGCAAAUAACUUACAAUUAG
Messenger RNA from Triticum dicoccoides, 1113 nucleotides. RefSeq lists its product as uncharacterized. The transcript has 2 exons. The coding region runs from base 1 to 1113 and encodes 370 amino acids. The record is from RefSeq and is a predicted model, not a curated record. Lineage: Eukaryota; Viridiplantae; Streptophyta; Magnoliopsida; Poales; Poaceae.